AUGGAGCUGCUCUGGAUGUCCCUGUUGCUGGUGGCCUCUCGCGUCUCUGCUGUCCAGGACUCACCAAAGGUGGACACCCAGGAGGACGAUGAUGUCUUACCCCAGCUCUUGCACAUCCCAGAGGAAGGCAACCUGCUGGUGUUGACAUCUGCCGGCCUGACCCAGAUGCUGAACCAGACCCGCUUCCUCAUGGUGAUUUUCCACAACCCAUCCUCAAAGCGAUCCCGGAACAUGGCCGAGGAGCUGGGCAAAGCCGUGGAGAUCAUGGGCAAAGGCAAGAACGGGGUUGGCUUCGGCAAAGUGGACAUCACGGUGGAGAAGGAGCUCCGGCAGGAGUUCAACAUUACGAAGGCCCCGGAGGUGAUGCUGUUUUUUGAGGGCAACAGGUUGGAGCCCAUCAGCUGCAGAGGAGUGGUUGAGUCGACUGCGUUACUCGUUUGGUUGAGACGACAAAUUAGCCAGAAAGCGUUUUUGUUCACCAAUGCUAAGCAGAUGGUAGAGACUGUGAAAUCCAGGCCCCUGAUCAUCAUUGGCUUCUUCCAGGACUUAGAGGAAGAGGAAGCAGAAAUGUUCUUUGACAUGAUCAAAGACUUCCCCGAGCUAACUUUUGGAGCGAUAUCGAUUGGCAAUGCUGCCGGGCAUUUCCACGUCACCCUCAACAGUGUCCUGGUGUUCAAAAAGGGAAGAGUUGUGAACCGCCAGGAGCUUAUUAAUGACAAUAUCGACAAAUCAAUCCUCAAUCAAGUCAUCAAGCAACAUCUCACAGAUUUUGUUAUUGAAUACAACACUGAGAAUAAGGAUCUGAUUUAUGAAUUGAAUAUCCUGAAUCACAUGCUGCUCUUCACCUCCAAAAGCUCAGAGUCAUUUACUGCCAUAAUUCAGCAUUAUAAGUUGGCAUCAAAGGAAUUCCCGAACAAGAUUCUCUUCAUCCUCGUGAACACAGAUGAACCCAGAAAUGGGCGUGUCUUUGAGUACUUCCGGAUCACCGAGGUUGAUGUCCCAUCUGUCCAAAUCCUAAACUUAAGCUCUAAUGCGAGGUACAAAAUGCCUGCAGAAGAGAUUACGUACAAGAACCUCAAGAAAUUCGGCCGCAGCUUCCUGAAUGGAAGUGCCAAGAAACAUCAAUCCAGUGAAGACAUUCCAAAGUAUUGGGACCAGGGCCCAGUUAAGCAGCUUGUGGGAAAGAACUUCAACAUAAUUGUGUUUGACAAGGAAAGGGACGUGUUUGUGAUGUUCUAUGCACCCUGGUCUGAAAAGUGCACAGCGCUGUUCCCGCUGUUGGAGGAGUUGGGCAGGAAGUAUCAAAAUCACUCCACCAUCACCAUCGCCAAGAUGGACAUCAUGGCGAAUGACAUCCAGCUGAUGUACCUGGACCGGUACCCGUUCUUCAGACUCUUCCCCACCGACUCUGAACAGGCUGUAAUAUAUGGUGGAGAACAUACCGUGAAGGGCUUUUCUGACUUCCUGGAGAGCCAAAUCAAGACCAGGGUUGAGUAUGAGGAUGAGAUACUACCUGUCGAUCAAAGAGAAUUGAUAGAAGAGGACAUACUACCUGAGGAAGAGGAAGAGAAGGUAUAUUUUGAGGAAAAAGAGCUACCUGAACAUCAGUUGCCUGGGCUGGAGAACAUGACAAAGCUGGAAAGGGCAGCUGGGCAGAGAGAACCAGAGGAGGAGGAGGAGGAGGAGACUAAGCCAACGAGACUUCCGAGACGAGAGAAGAAACUAAAAGUCAAGGAGGAACUGUAG
Molecule: messenger RNA, 1746 nt
Organism: Choloepus didactylus (southern two-toed sloth)
Lineage: Eukaryota; Metazoa; Chordata; Mammalia; Pilosa; Megalonychidae
Gene: PDILT
Product: protein disulfide isomerase like, testis expressed
Exons: 12
Coding region: 1-1746 (581 amino acids)
Biological process (GO): protein folding
Cellular component (GO): endoplasmic reticulum
Source: RefSeq, a predicted model, not a curated record